This is a messenger RNA of Candidozyma haemuli, 1374 nucleotides long. RefSeq lists its product as uncharacterized. The record is from RefSeq and is a predicted model, not a curated record. Gene Ontology annotation, cellular component: fungal-type vacuole membrane. Gene Ontology annotation, biological process: transmembrane transport. The transcript has a single exon. Gene Ontology annotation, molecular function: transmembrane transporter activity. NCBI's taxonomy places the organism in Eukaryota, Fungi, Ascomycota, Pichiomycetes, Serinales, Metschnikowiaceae. Bases 1 to 1374 code for a protein of 457 amino acids.
AUGGGAACUUUGCAAUUUAUUGCUGACGAAGUUGGACUCAAGACCUUGGUCAAUGGAGGCCUCGAUGUCUACCUCAUUAUCUUUAUGAGAAUGGUGAGGUUAUUGAGUUUUGGUGCCACUUCUUUGAUUUUGGUUAUUUUCCUUAAAGAGCUCGGUAUCGAUGAAGCUACCAUCGGUUACUUCAUGACCUUGGCUUUCUUUGGCGACUUGAUCAAGUCUUUCUUGUUCUCCUUGAUCGCUGAUGGCUUGGGCCGUAAGUUCACCUUAUCCUUGAGUUCCGCCCUCAUGGCAUUCACUUGUUUCGGUAUCGCCUACUUUGACAACUUCUACGUUUUGGCUGCCGUUGCCGCUUUGGGUAUCUUGACUCCAGGUGGCGGCGAGGUUGGCCCAUUUAGAUCCAUUGAGCAGAGUGCCAUCGCCUCUUUGGUGCCCCAUGACGAAAGGUCCGACAUUUACGCUUGGUACACUUUCUUGGGUACUUUUUCCUCUGCUUUGGGUUCUUUCGUCUGUGGCUCUUUUGUUGAUUUGUUGCAAGACCAAUGGCACUUCACUGCCGUGGAGGCCUACAAGGGUGCUUUCGUCGCUUUUGGUAUCUUAUCCGUCAUCUGUCUCAUUUCUUGUUUCUUCUUGACUCCUAGAAUGGAAGUUACCCAUAAGCCAAAGGCUCCAGUUGAACAGGCUGCUGGCGAAGCUGCUGCUUCUUCUGCAGAGACUCAGGAUGGUCCUGUUGAGUCGAACGAGUCUCUGGAAUUGAUUCCAAAGAGCAAGCCAAAGUGGAGACUUUUCCCAGAAUUGAGCAAGGAUAUCUUGUCUAUUGUGCUCAAGUUGUCUUUCCUUUUCGGUCUCGAUGCAUUCGCUUCUUCUUUGGUUCAAGGUUCCUGGCUCACCUACUAUAUCAAGCAUAAGUUCGACGUGAGCUCUACUACGCUUGGUACCAUUUUCUUCGUGACCUUCUUUAUUGCUGGAUUUGCAUCUCUUUUGAGUACCUCUUUCACCAAGAGAUUGGGUCCAGUCGUCACCAUGGUGGUUACCCACUUGCCAGCCUCGGCUAUGUUGAUUCUUCUCCCACUUCCAACUUCCUUGUCACUUACCUUGACCAUCAUGUUGAUACGUGCUUCUACCCAAUCCAUGGACGUUGCACCUAAACAUGUCUUCUUGGCCACUUUGGUUCCUGCUGACUAUAGAACUGCUGUGUUUGGAUGGACUAACAUUGUCAAGACCAUGGCCCAGAUGUUUGGCCCAUCCAUUGCUGGUUACUUGACUGGUGAAGGCGUCCAGUGGAUUACUUUCAUCAUGGCUGGUUCAUUGAAGGUCCUCUACGAUGUGGGCAUUUUGGCCACCUUUUUGUCUUACAACAGACACAAGGCCCACUAA